AUGAAGCUCUCGUCAUCUUUCGCCGCGCUGUCCGCCGCCGUGGUGGUGGCGCUGUGCAUUGGUCAGGCGCACGCCGAAACCGUCAAUGCGCCGCUCGGCCUGUCGCAGGUCAACGACGAGGGCGUGCCCAUCACGCCGCUCACCUAUCUCAACCUCGAGCCGUCGAGCAAGGAGCUCUCGGACGCCGCCAAGAAGGUGACCACGCCUCCGCCUCUUCCCAAGCACCCAAAGCGUCUGCUCAACCCGGCGGACGAGCUCAAGCCGUACGUCGGCCAACUCAGCAGCCCGGGCCUCUCGGUGCGCGCCGAGCUCGGACACAGCCUCAUCCCCUCGCUGCCCAUCCUGGGCAACCUCGACAACGAGGGCGACCACCGCACCGACGUGGCCGAGCCCAAGAAGCGUCUCGUGGGUCCGCUCGAGGUGCUCAAGCCCGGUGAGGGCACGCAGUACCUGCCCGAAAACCACCAGACGCUGGGCCAGCGCACCGUGCACCCGCUCAACCGCCGUGCCGACUCGCCCGUCGACCUGAGCUUCUUCGGCAAGAACCUCGACGAGCUGGCGCCCAAGCUGCCUGCGGGUAAGCGCGCCUCGGACACCGGCCUCAACCUGCUCGGCGCCGACGUGCCGCUCGACAAGCUGCCCCUCCCCGGCCUCAAGCGCCAGGCAGACACGGGCAACGCGCAGGAUGCUGAGCGCGCCAACGACUUCCUCGGCAGCCUGCUGGGAGGCAAGCGCGACACGAUCACGCCCGACAACCUGAACCUGGACAGCGUCAAGCCGAUCGUCAACCAGGGUGCGGCCACUGUGAUGCCAAUCGUGCUGAACCAGGUCAAGAGCAAGGCGAGUCCGGCGGUGCAAGGUAUCAAGGCGGCCAAUGGGCUGUGCAGUGCGUUUGGAUGCCAGAACGCUGUCCAGGGUGCGUUGGGUGGGGUGACCAAGGAGCUGCCACUGCCUCAGGCACGCGCGCUCGGAGACAAGGACAUGUUCGAACACGGCCUGCUCGGUGGAAACGGCGAGAUCAACGGCAUCCCUGUCCGCCGUGCCGAUCCGCUCACCGACACCGUCCUCGGCGCGAGUGACGAGGCUCGUGAUGCGAUUCUCGGCGUCAAGGACCAGGCCGACAACGCUGCCGGUGCGUUUGUCAAGAACAUGUACUCCAAACACGGAGAGGUCCAGACCAAGCGCGACCUCACCCUGCCCGGAUACGCCCUGCUUCCCGGAACCGGCCCCAUGGCCAAGCAAGGUGCACAGGAACUCAUCGACUUCCUCGACCUCCCCGUGCCCGGCCUCAAGAGGAUGGACAAGCUCAGGCGCAAGGAGUAG
This is a messenger RNA of Moesziomyces aphidis, 1323 nucleotides long. Lineage: Eukaryota; Fungi; Basidiomycota; Ustilaginomycetes; Ustilaginales; Ustilaginaceae. The record is from the annotation of a GenBank genome assembly.